Molecule: messenger RNA, 1527 nt
Organism: Ruditapes philippinarum (Manila clam)
Lineage: Eukaryota; Metazoa; Mollusca; Bivalvia; Venerida; Veneridae
Exons: 6
Coding region: 99-911 (270 amino acids)
Biological process (GO): regulation of cell population proliferation
Source: RefSeq, a predicted model, not a curated record
UUGGGCAGCUAUUUAAGCAUGCGAUCCGCCAGAUGUCUUCAGAAAGCUCAGCAAAAUCAUCACAGCACACUUAGAUAUAGCCUUCUGAACGUUUCCUGAUGAAACCAGUUUUAGGAAUGGAACCUGGAAAGACUGAUAUUGUCACAGUUCAUGUGCCUGAAAAGGUUCACACGGAAUCAGCUAAGGGAUGUUCAAAUAAAAGAAUAAUAGUUGGAGCGGUAACUGGUGUUGUUGCCGUGGCAGCUGUUGCAGCUAUUGUUCUUCUGUCUGUUCAUUUUGGAUCGAAAAUUACAACAGAUUCAUUCAAGGUUGUACAUCAGACAUAUAAAUCUGACAAAGGGGAAGUAUUUGAAGAGGAGACAAAUGUAACCAAAACAGAGGUUGACGUGCGGAUUCCUAAUGUGGCGGAGGUCAUCUAUGAUUACAAACAUGGCAUAGUUGUUACACGAUUUGUUGAUAGAGAGAGUAAUACACAAAGUGAAUGUAUUGCACAGCAUUUGAAUGAAACCGAAGCUCCAAGUCGAGACACUAACGAUUAUUCAAGUGGAGAGGUUGACAUCAACCAAAAUGAGGAAAACGAGGCUGAGAAGCAAGAGUGGGUAAGGACAGAUACUGAGGUGCCGCAAUAUCUGAUUUCUGAAAAGGUUGAAAGAAUGUGCAGGGGAACAAAAAUCUAUUGGAUGAAAAAGGUACAAAGACAUAGUGGCGGUGUGGAGAAACGACAAGCAUGUACUUCCAUUUUCCGAUAUGCUGUCUGCUGGCGCUAUUCACAUCCGUGCGCCUAUUUUUGUUACGUGAGAGAAUACUGCAAGACCACAGGCGCUUACAUUGGGUAUUAUUAUGCGAAUGGGUGCUUAGUAGGAUGUGACCCAGGACCCUCCAAUCCAAUAUGUCCAUUAAGGAACAAAUAAAAUCAUCAGCACUUUCGUUUCUAAAAUGUGUCUUUUCAUAAAGAUUAAAUUACAACUAUGGUGAUGUGCAAUUUCAGAACAAAUUUCUCACCCACAUUGACUCCUUAACACUAUUUAAUAUACUCUAUGAAACAGAAUUAAAAUGGAGUUUAUUUAAAUAUUUUAGGAAUUGUAUAAUAUAUUCAAGUAUGUUUCAAUGAUUAUUAUUAUGUAUUUCUUUCAAAGAAAUUUUAUAUUUUCUGAUAAUACACACGUUUUCAUUUGUAAAAUCACAAACUUUCACUAAUGUGCAUUUUAACUGUUGCUUCAAUUAUUUUGUGUAAAUGUAAUCAUAUACAUGUAUUUUUUAAGUAUAUCAAAUGUCUUUUUGCAGUAUAUUUUGUUUUACUUUGAAAAACUUAAUGAUCUUUGGCUUGACAUACAAUUGAAUCACUCUUUGUAUGGAAGUCUUAAUAAUGUUUUGCAAAGUAACAUAGCAAAAAAUCUAUUGAAUAAUUGAAUGCAUAUGGCUCAAAAUAUCUGAUGCGAUCAGUUUCUUAUUGCUUUAUUUCUUAAAUUACAUGUAAUACUUUCUUUGUUCUUUUAACUUGACAUGUUCAAUAAAGAUUAUAGUUAA